GUAUGUAAAUUUCUUUCUUGUUUAAUCCAGGUCUUGCCUAUUUGUGUUGGAGUUUUUCAUUCUGCGUAUAGAACUUUUUGUGAAACCAAAAGAAGGACGUUUUAUUAUCAUGGAUGCUACAGGACGUUUAGAAAUUUCUCAAGGUGAAUCAUUCAUUGAUGUCAAAUCCUUUUUUGAAUCUGCUCCACCUCUGAAAAAUAGUGACAGUAUCACUCAGAAGUCAAGCCCGACUUGUUGUUUUGGUAAUUUGCUCGUCUCAGGAAAUGCCAAAAGUGUUGGGGUUGUUUGUGUAACUUCUGGAGGCACAACUGUCCCCUUGGAACAACGUUGUGUGCGGUACAUUGAUAAUUUCAGUUCAGGCAACAGAGGGGCUGCAUCUACUGAGUACUUUGUGAAAGCUGGAUAUGCUGUUAUCUUUGUGCAUAGAAGGGGAAGUUGUCAGCCUUAUUGUAGAUACCUUCCCGAAGAUUCAUUUCUUGAGUUCUUUGAAGUUUUGAACGAUUCAGAAAUUCAAGGGAGAAAAUGGCCAAAAAGGUUUCUGGACUAUUUGCGGGGAGUGAUUUUAGUACCACAUCCGAAUGAGUUCAACUCUAUCAUUCGAGAUCUGAGAGAUAUUGAUGCUAUAUUUUGUUUCACAAUGUCAGUGUGCCAUCCACAUGCAACGGUGGUGAAGAAGGCAAUUAAAGAGUAUCAUUCGGCUGUGAAUGGAGGCUUUUUGCUGAAACUACCUUUCACCACUAUAUUUGAAUAUCUACAGAUAAUACAAGUGGUGGCCACAUCAUUGAGUUGUCUAGGACCUCGUGGAAUGUUUUAUCUUGCUGCUGCAGUAUCAGACUUCUAUGUUCCAUGGGAAAAUAUGGCAAAACAUAAGAUCCAAUCAGCAGCUGGUCCUCUUGAUAUGCGGCUUACUCAAGUGCCCAAAAUGCUUCGGAUUUUGAGGACAGAUUGGGCCCCUUCUGCAUUUUGUGUAUCAUUCAAGUUGGAGACAGAUUCUGAGAUCCUACUCCAGAAAGCUGAAUCUGCACUCAGAAAGUAUCAGAUGCAUGUAGUAGUAGCUAAUGAGCUCGCGACCUACAAAAGGGAGGUUAUAGCAGUGUCCCUUGAUGGGAAGAUCAGCAUUCGAAAGCAGAGCGAGGAUGCUGAUGUCGAGGAGCAGCUUAUCAAACUCCUGGUGGAGAAACACAAUAAGUACAUUGAAUGCUGUGGAAUGGGCUGAAGCUGAAAAAUGCAGAACAUGUGCCCAUCAUUGACAAAACUAUACAACUGGUAUGCUCAGCCUUCAUUUUGGACAACUUUCUUACUGUUUAUUAAGGCUUCGUUUGGGACAGCUUUCUCAUUGCUUCUUAAAUCAGCUUUUUAUUACAAAAAUUAAAAUUGUUGUACUAGAAAGCUGCUUUAAGAAGUAGUAAGAAAGUUAUCCCAAACAAAGCCUAAAUCAGCUUUCUAAUACAAAAUUAAAAUUUUUAUGCUAAAAGCUGUUUUAAGAAUCAAUAAGAAAGUUAUUACAAAUAAAAACUUCAUUAGUUUUUCACGUUGAUUUUGAACGAAGAAAGCUUUAUGUUUAUAUUG
This is a messenger RNA of Dendrobium catenatum, 1569 nucleotides long. Its product is annotated as phosphopantothenate--cysteine ligase 1-like. Gene Ontology annotation, molecular function: phosphopantothenate--cysteine ligase activity. Bases 110 to 1216 code for a protein of 368 amino acids. Lineage: Eukaryota; Viridiplantae; Streptophyta; Magnoliopsida; Asparagales; Orchidaceae. The transcript has 10 exons. Gene Ontology annotation, cellular component: nucleus; cytoplasm. The record is from RefSeq and is a predicted model, not a curated record. Gene Ontology annotation, biological process: coenzyme A biosynthetic process.